CUAGACAUGAGGAAGAAACCAACUUUAAAGACAUUUAAUUUCUUAUGUAAAUUAUAUUACCACUUAUAAUUAUGAAGAUCAUUAACAAUUUAGUCAUUUGAGAGUGAUAGUUUUUACUAUAGUGAUACUAGCAGUGAAGUAUCUUAAAUAUUCGUGACUCACGUUAACUUAUGGUUUUACUUCGCUACAGCCAGUUAUUCUCUUGAUUUGGUUGGUACACACAAUUCCUGCCAAUAUCUUCAGAACGCGGUGAAAAAUACAUUCAGGGUUCAUUUAAUCUUGCACACUAAAAUUCCUCAAUACAUAAGAACAGUCGAAGAAGUCUACUCCAUGUGGCUUAUUGGUCAACAGCUGGUGGCAUAAUGGUUCGUGCUAGUUCAAUUCAAAAUUGAAUUUGUCGCGCACCUGCUCCCCGUGUCAGUGGGGCCUAUACAAGCAUGUUCGAUGUGGUUGUUAUCGGUGCAGGUAUAUCUGGACUGGGAGCUGCUCACCUACUCACUCGUGAAUCAUAUAGUGUUCUAGUGUUGGAGGCACGUAAUCGUCCAGGUGGCCGAAUACAUAGCGUGCGCCUACCCUCAUUAUCAACACCUGUUUCUAAUGCCCAAUCAAAUAUCAAUCAUGAUAACCUCAGUACUUAUCAUUUCCAUAUUGACGAACAAAAACCUAAUACGUCAGUACAUGAAUCAUCCGAUUCUGAUAGUUCCAUGUCAUCUCGUUCUCCUCCUUCUGCUCACCAAUCAUUUGAUCGUCAAUUGGAUGAUGAAAUUAAUUCGGAUUAUUCUGGUCCGAUCGAUGUUGAUCUUGGUGCAAACUAUUUAAUUGGUUGUUCAAAUCGACAAGCUGACCAACCAUUAUUUCAUCUAGCUCGUAUGCUACGAAUUCCUACAGCUGUUACUGCUGGUGAUUUGUGCAAAAAAUAUCGCGGUUGGGAAUGUGUAGAAAUAGCCAAAUGGCUUAAUCAUUUUACUCCUAACUCGCCGAUAACUCCUGAUCAAGUUGCUGAUGGUGUAUUUCUGUUUGAUAAGGUUAUUCAUCUUACUGUUGAUCGUUAUAUGAAAACAAAAUCUAAAACACAAUGUAAUCAUUCUGACACUACAGUCAAAGAACUUUUUGAUAAAGCUUUACAAGAUAUAUUUGACAUUGAAGCUCAAUUCGGAAUUCGUCCUUCUGCUAAUUUUCGCGAUCAUAUUGAAGAAGGCAUAUUCUUAUCUAUAGUUAGCCGUUAUUUAGCAUAUGUAAAUCCUAUAGAACGCUUGCCAUUAUGCGUUUUAGAUGAUCUAUGUGAAGUGGCCGACUCGAAAUGGCAAUCAAAUAUUAUCGGUGGAAAAUCUGGCAUAAAUACUGGACAACAUGGUUUAAAUCAGUCAUCUUUACUGGCUCAACUCGUACAAUCCUAUCCUACAUUUGAUCAACGUAAAGCUUAUCAUGCUUGGGCAGAACGUAAAUUGGACGCUUUAGAAAAUAAUGAUAAGUCCUCUUUACCAUCGAUUGCUAAAUGCGUAUGUGUUAGCUGGGAGGAUCGCCUAGUGACUAGUCGAUUUAGUGACCUAUUGAAUCCAUUGCUUAAAGGUGUAAAUAUAAUCUACAAUGCUGUAGUUACGGAAAUUGAUUGGAGUAGAGCUGGUGAUACUACUACUGCUAAUAAUAAUAAUAUCAAUAAUAAUGAUAACAAUAGUAUUAAUAAUAAUGAUACACACUAUAAUAGAAUAUUAAUAAAGGCAAGAGUGAAACGGGAAUCCCAUUUAACUCAGAAUGGUGAUGAUGAUAAUUUGACACAGGAUUCGUAUGAAGAGCAGAUAUAUGAAGCCAAACAUUGUAUUAUUACUGUUCCAGUUGGUGUGCUAAAAGGUCUUAGUCCGUCCUCAACAAUCACUUUCUAUCCGGAAUUACCAUUGAAUAAACGUCAAGCUAUUGAACGUUUGGGUAUGCCUAGUCAAGGUUCGGCUACACAUGAAAAAGUAAUUCUACGCUUUAAAUACCCUGAACAUGUGUUCUGGGAUACUGGUGCAGCUCAUCUCAAAUGUCCUGAUCCUCGUUUGCAUAUUCUAAAUUUACAUCGUUAUGGCAAACCGGGUGUUUUAUGCGCUCAUUUAUGGGGAGGAUCUGGUCUCAAUUCAGCUAAUCGAUCGGAUAAAGAAAUUGUUGAUAUAAUAUUAGAUUUAUUAAACUUAAUGUACGGUGGAAAAUACAAACCUGAUUCUGAAGUAUCAGGUCGUAAAAUUCCCGACCCAGUGUAUUAUUUAGUGACCCGUUGGUCUGAAGAUCCUUUUUCUCUAGGCGCUUAUACUACUGGGGAGCCAGGUAGUUCCGAUGCUGACCGGUUAGUCUAUGCAUUAAGUUUAACUGGUUUGGAUGCCAAAAAUCAGCGGAAAAUGAAACUAGGAGAGGAUGUUUUUAUUGUUGACGAUAAUCUUAGUAGCAAUAAUGUGAACUUUACUGCUGAUAAUGAGUUGACAAUUCCACGUCUUCUGUUUGCUGGUGAAGGAACACUGACAGCGAAAGAAGCCAAGGAAUGUACUCACGGUGCUUUACAGACUGGAAUUGCACGAGCUAUUGAAUUAUUACCAUAUCUUAUGAAAUCUAAAUCUACUAUACCUGAUCCAUGUAUAAUACGUGAUUUGGAAAUUUUACGUUUACAUGCACAAUCGAAUUUUUCCAGUUUCAGCACUAAACUGGCUAGUUAUUUAUUCGGUAAAGUACAAUUAAAUCGUUUAUUAAAUUGUAAUAUAGCAAAUGGUAAACAAUAUCGUCGUGUAAUUUUAACACGUUCUGCUGAACAUACUGCUAAAGUCCUAUCAUAUCAUACUACUAAUAAUAGUGAUAAUGAUGAGAAAAUGAACAUAAAACUCGAAAAUAUCAAUUACAUGAUUGCUACUAAUACUCCAUUCUCAAGGUCACCAUUUUAUGGUUAUCGUCGACGUUAUCAUCAUUCAUCUAAAUCUUGUUGGAAUACAGAUAAUGAAAAUUGUAAAUGUUGUUCAUAUGCUCAUAUUAGUAAACGUUCACGUCUUGCUACUACUGGACGUAGAGGAAGAAGAGGGAGAGGGAGAACAAGAGGCUGUACAAUUUACAAUCAACGUGGUAAUUUGAACGCACAAAUGUCACAUAGUUUUAUUGUGAAACGACCACGUGGAAGACCACCUAAACGUCAAGGUCUUGCUGCGUUGCAUGCGAUUUCCAGAGCACAUCGUUAUUUACGAAGAGUAUCAUCAUCUAGACUACUGUAUAAUCGAUAUAGAUUAGAAUCUUCUAAUUUAUUAAAUCAACCAGUUAACUCAAUAUUACCAUCCUCCACGUCAUCAACACCAACAUUGUCUGUACGAGGCAGAGGUCGGGGUCGAUGUGGUAAACGAGGUAGACCACGAAUACACUUCCCUCGUACUUAUGAAUCUACUGGUACAAGUUGGGGUAAUUAUCUAUCUGAAGAAGAUAGACAAGAAAGUUUAUUACAACUAGGUAAUUUAUUAAAUGAUCUUCACUCACCACAAAAAUCUAAACAUGUCUGUGUAACUAUACCACAAGAAUUAUGUUUAAAUACUGAAAUUAUUCUUACUAAUGGUGAUACAACAACAGCAAUAUUAAAAGAUGAUGGAUUAGAAGAAGAUGAAGAAGAACUCCUUUCUCAUAUUGAUGAAGAUAAUUCUGUUAAUGAUAAUGAUGGACAUCAUUAUGAUUAUUCAGGUUUGUCAUUGAAGAACAACCAUGUAGAUGUUAUGCAAUAGUAGAAGUAAUAGUAGUAAUAAUAAUGAUAAUAAUAAUAAUAAUAAUAAUUUGAUGUAUAUAUUAUUAUGUGUAAAUGUGUGUGUAUCCUUAUAUGAGAGUAGAGAACAUAAAAUGUCUAUUAUUUUGUUCUCAGCAACAGUUGAUAUUUCAUGGCUGCUUUUUAUCCAUUUGUUCCAUCUUUUUUUCUUUUUAAAGCAAAAAUAGGAUUCUCUUUGUUGUUGUUCUUCUUCUUGUUUUUUUUGUUGGUUCAUUAUUUAUGUUCUGCCACAAUUCACAUUAAGUAAAUUUUCUUUUUGUGUGUGUAAUGAUUUUCAAUUGUUCAACAAUGGAUUGUCUUAUUCUUUAUGUAUAUUCAUAUUAAUAUACUAUCAGGAUGUGUAUGUGUUGUAUGGUAAAUGUAUGUGUUUCUGUUCUUUCUUUGCUUCUUCUUCAUCUUCAUUUUAUGUACAUAUUUCUCCUUCUCAAUGUAUGUCGUUUAAUCUUUAUUUUUUUACAUUUUAAAAAGAGAAUUAGUAAAUAAAGAACAAAAAGAAAAUAAUUAAUGUUUUAUGUAUAAAUUACUUAUGCUAACAUAUGAACACAUAAGUAUUGGUACAAAAGGGUACCGAAUACAUAUGCGCUAUACAAAUCCAUUUGAUUUGUUAGUGGGCUGUGAUACUGUCCGGAUGCUCAGACUGAAACAGGUGGUUUUCGUAGAAGGCUAUACCUCGAGUCUUCAACCUGAAGGUCUGAUCCACAAAGUAGUGGAGCAGCGUAAGUAGAUGUAGUCUGUUGCUAGCUGGUGGCCAAUAAUAGGUUCAUACGCCGUUUGUUUCUUCAGGAUACUGGAGCCCAUGUACACUAUUGGUUUGGAAUGAGGGUAUUCCAACUCUCCUAGAUGGAGAUUGUAGUAAUUUAAUAGUUGAAAUCAUGAGCCGAUUAAAGCCGGACCACCAUGUAAAGCCUGGAAACACUGGACGGCCGUUACGUGCUAGUAUGGGACUCCUAAACCAUGCUACUAUAAUAUUCACAAAACUCACUUUCUGAUAAUAAUUUUCAUGUGCUCAUUAGUGAGUUUUGAGUAAUUUAUACUGUCUAGACAUUGACACCGUUGGAUGCCAGCUCAGUGGUUUAGCGACCGUAAAUCCUGGGUUCGAAUCUCACGGAGCGGGAUUGUGGGUGCGCGCUUCUGAGGAGUCUUUCGGUAGGACAAAACGGCUGUUCGGUGCUUCCAGAUUCUUCACGG
This is a messenger RNA of Schistosoma haematobium, 4948 nucleotides long. RefSeq lists its product as uncharacterized. The coding region runs from base 438 to 3722 and encodes 1094 amino acids. Gene Ontology annotation, molecular function: oxidoreductase activity. The record is from RefSeq and is a predicted model, not a curated record. NCBI's taxonomy places the organism in Eukaryota, Metazoa, Platyhelminthes, Trematoda, Strigeidida, Schistosomatidae. The transcript has 9 exons.